Camponotus floridanus (Florida carpenter ant) is the source of this 9604-nucleotide messenger RNA. RefSeq names its product helicase domino (gene dom). Gene Ontology annotation, cellular component: Swr1 complex. NCBI's taxonomy places the organism in Eukaryota, Metazoa, Arthropoda, Insecta, Hymenoptera, Formicidae. Gene Ontology annotation, molecular function: histone binding; ATP-dependent chromatin remodeler activity; ATP binding. The transcript has 26 exons. The coding region runs from base 385 to 9255 and encodes 2956 amino acids. The record is from RefSeq and is a predicted model, not a curated record.
AGCCAACGCCAACAUGGCGGACGGGAAAUUUCCUUUGUAUCACGUCGCGCCGCGCGAUGUUGCGUCGGACGGCUUCCCCACCCGCCGUUCGACGCCGUUCGUCGUGUCCGGCGCGGUCGCCUCCUCGCGCGUCGUCUCGACGUCGUCGCGACGUGACGCGACGCGACUUCCGUUCUCGCGUUCGUCCACUCCCGUCACCGGCACCCGUCUCGGUCCCACAAAGCACACCUCGAUCCGAGACGCUCUCGGAUAGCAACCGGAUCUCGGCCUAUCGUCUGGUUUGCCGGUCCGGGACACUCGCGAUGACACAUUUCCCGUUCCGAUAUUCAUCGAUCCCCGAUGUCCCGUCGUCGCGUACGGCAUCGAAUUUCGCCAUAACGUGCAAUGAGUGAUAAGCAAGGUGCACCUAUUUUACCACCCCUUAAUCGGGGUGCGGCUAAUAAUGGAGGAAAUAAUGGAGGUGCAGCUCAACAGACUGUCAGUCUGCAGCAAGUUCUCGCUACUCAAGGCCUCAAUGUGCUCUCUACUAGUAGCGGGCAACAGUUUGUCAUUACGAAUCAAGUUCCUGGCCUUACGCAGGUCAUACCGAAUAACAUCACAACUAAUGCAAGCGGAACGCAACAAGUCGGCGUCACGAGGAUCGUCAAUAUUGCAGGCACACCACCGCGUAACGCGGCGGGAGUGGUGGCCGGAAGUGUCAAUGUUGGCGGUACAUCGCCGUCGAUGGCGUCGCGACCACAGAACUCCACCAAGGUAGUGUUGGCGACGUCGCCGAAGCUUGUACGCACCUCAAUAGGCAACAUGUUCGUGACGCCGAUGUCGUCACAGACAUCGUCAUCGCAGACACGGGGGCAAUCGCCAUCGCCACCGGCAAGAAAACGAUUAAAAUUAUCAGAGACAACGGAGAAAGCUAUCCCAUUCGAUAACAGCGGCUAUCGUAGACGGAUAUUGGAGCAUAAGAUGCGGCGGAUGCGCAUCGUACGUGAAAAGUACGCCGAGCUUGCGUCGGAGCUCUUCUUUUUGCACGUCGGUGGCAACAUGAUGGACUAUGCCAAUUGGCAGAAACGGCCUCCGACGGCGCAAUAUUUGCACUUUUUACGUCAGCAUCAGCUCGAUCCGGACGAUGACGAUGAGGAUCUGACAGCACCGUUGUCAUCGGAUUUCUCGCAGAUAUCUGCUGUUACCACCGUUGCUGCUGCCACCGUCGCUGCUGCUAUUACUACUACUACCACCGCUGCUAUCACGGCUACCGUUGCAAGUGUCAGCGCCGGUUCCACGGUAGUACAAAUCCCGAAUCAAAGCGCGGAAGUUAAGAUCUCCGGCGCGGGCGUCACGCCAAUAGCGCUCUCCACAACUCUGCCUGCUGCGGCUUUAGCACAGCUCACUCAGCAAGGCGGAACACCAGUGGUUACAGAACCGUCGAAGCCGACGGUCACGAUCACCGCUCCGAGUCCGGUGGUGGAAAAACCAGUGUCGUCGAUUGCCACCACCGUCGCCCCGAAAACGCCUACGACAACCACUGCGCUCAAUAACCCCCAACCUGUCGUUAAGCUUGUUAAAUUGUCUACACCCACUACCGUAAUUACUUCCUGUGAUACAGCGAACAAUCAGGAGCAAAUUGUGGAAAAGGCUAAACAGGAGGCAUACGUGAUGCAGAGAAUCGUUGAGUUGCAACGUGAAGGAUUAUGGUCAGAGCGACGAUUGCCCAAAGUGCAGGAACCAGCUCGAACGAAAGCCCAUUGGGAUUAUUUGUUGGAAGAGAUGGUCUGGUUGGCUGCCGAUUUUGCCCAGGAGCGUAAAUGGAAGAAAGCUGCGGCGAAGAAAUGUGCGCGAAUGGUGCAAAAGUACUUUCAGGAGAAGGCGAUUCAGGCGCAAAAGGCCGAAAAGUCGCAAGAACUCCGAUUGAAAAAGAUCGCUAGCUUCGCCGCCAAGGAAAUUAAAACUUUUUGGACAAAUGUCGAGAAGUUGGUAGAAUAUAAACAGCAAACAAGACUAGAAGAAAAACGAAAGAAGGCAUUGGAUCAGCAUUUGAACUUUAUUGUGGGUCAAACAGAAAAAUAUUCUACAUGGCUAACAGAGGGUCUCAACAAGACAGAUGGUCCACAAAGUAUUCCAGCUUCCAUAAAUAGUUCACGCAUCUCUUCACCAGUUCCGCAGGGAAAAUGUCAUUCGGAUGAGGAGUUUCAGCCAAAUCAGAGUUCAGAUGAUGAUGAAGAGACUAUAGCUAAAGCCGAAGAAGAAAUGAAACUAACGACCAAUCACAAGGAAGAAGUAGAAUUAUUGAAGAGAGAAUCGGAAAUACCUUUGGAGGAUCUUCUGAAGGACUUGCCGCCAGACUAUUUGGAGGAUCGCAAUAAAAGCCUAUCGCCGCAAAACGCAACAAACGAAGAGGAACAAAAUGACAACAAGGAAGCAGCUGAUGCGGAUGUAGAUUUCGUCGCGGCAUCUGGUGAAUCUUCGGACGAAGAAGACACUAUUAUGGAAGAGGAGAGACUCGAGGGAGAGAUCGAUCAUAAACGCGAACUCGAUGAACUUAAGGCUGACAACGAAAUGUCUAUUGAAGAACUUGCGGCCAAGUAUGCAAACAUGUCGGACAUGUUGAUGGACGUGGAUGUGGACGUGGAGGCUGAAGGUACGGAUAAAGAAAACAGUGAUAAGGAAGCGGCACCAGAAACUGAAGACCAAAUGAGCAGUAGCGAGAAUGAAAGUGAAGAAAGUGAUCGCGAGAGUGAUGAGGAAGAAGUUCGGACUCAGAGUGAUGCCGACGCAGAUGUGGGACUUCAAUCUCUUCUUGAAGAUCCAUCUGAGAAACAAUCAGAUAGCAGAAUUUCAGACGAUCACUCGGACGCUCGUAAUGAGAUGGAUAACGUUGCCGCAUUAGCCGAAAGCAUCCAGCCUAAGGGGAACACAUUACUCACUACUAGCGUUGUCACUAAAAUACCCUUCCUUUUGAAACACUCCCUUCGCGAGUAUCAGCAUAUAGGAUUGGACUGGCUUGUCACUAUGUAUGAGAGGAAGUUAAAUGGCAUUUUAGCAGAUGAAAUGGGUUUAGGUAAAACUAUACAAACCAUCGCACUAUUAGCACAUUUAGCCUGCGAAAAAGGAAACUGGGGGCCGCAUCUUAUAAUUGUACCAACCUCCGUAAUGCUCAAUUGGGAAAUGGAAUGCAAAAAGUGGUGUCCUGGAUUCAAGAUAUUGACAUAUUAUGGGACACAAAAGGAGAGGAAACAAAAGAGAACAGGUUGGACGAAACCGAACGCUUUCCAUAUAUGCAUUACGUCCUACAAAUUAGUGAUACAAGAUCAUCAAAGUUUUAGACGGAAAAAGUGGAAAUAUCUCAUCUUAGAUGAGGCACAGAAUAUUAAGAACUUCAAAUCGCAAAGAUGGCAAUUGCUCUUAAACUUCCAAACACAACGGAGGUUACUUCUUACUGGCACACCUCUUCAAAACAAUUUAAUGGAAUUGUGGUCUCUCAUGCACUUUCUUAUGCCUAAUGUAUUUCAAUCUCAUCGUGAAUUUAAGGAAUGGUUUAGCAAUCCUGUUACAGGCAUGAUCGAAGGCAAUAGUGAAUACAACGAGAAUAUUAUACGUCGUCUACAUAAGGUGUUGCGGCCAUUUCUCUUACGAAGAUUGAAAACCGAAGUGGAAAAACAAUUGCCAAAAAAAUAUGAACAUGUAGUCAUGUGUCGUUUGUCAAAGCGCCAGAGAUUUUUGUAUGAUGACUUUAUGUCGAGAGCAAAAACGAAAGAAACACUCGCUAGCGGAAAUUUAUUGAGUGUGAUUAACGUGUUAAUGCAAUUACGAAAAGUAUGCAACCAUCCGAACUUGUUCGAAGUGCGACCGACCGUUUCCCCGUUUCAAAUGGAGGCACUCGAAUUUCUGACCGCUUCGUUGGUUUGGAGUGUAUUCGAUUAUGAUCCUUUCAAGCACAUCCAACUGUCUAGCUUGAACCUUUUGCUGUUAGAUCUGGAAUUGACUCUCAGUGCAUUCGUUGCGCACAGAAUGAAACGACUGCAAACGCCUAGAAAACUUAUAGAAGAAAUAGAUAACCAGCCAGAACCGACGCCGAGAUGUCCGUCCGGUCGGAUUAAAAUCAAUGUUAGAUUGUCAAAUCAGACAAAACCACAGUCGAAUACACAACAGCAGCAACAGCAGCAGCAAACGCCAACUAGGCUGAAGAAUCUUGCUGGAGUACUACCCACUCCAAGAGUGGGUACAUCUCUUUCAAUAAAAUCAUUAAAUACUAGCCAGACUGGUUCAGGACGAGGUGUUACACUGAGAGUUGCGAGUGGUCAACAAUUGCAAGGAUAUUCCGUGCAACUGGUACCACAUCAAGCUGGUGUGAAAGCUAUCCCCGUGGCAACGCUAGGACAUAAUCCGCAAAGUACUACCGUGACGUCAACUACGACAGGAACAAACGCGCAAAGAAUCACAGUAGGAAACGCUAGUCUCAGAGAUGGCAUUCAACGACUAACAACGCAAACCGUCACGGUUAAGCAAGGCGAUUCCGUCCAGAGAAUAGCAGUGCCUGGUUUCGCACAGUUGGUUCAAACCUCUACCGGUAGACAUAUCCUUUUGACUUCGAAUCAACAGAAUACUAACACAGUUUCGUUUCCAGUCAUGACCUCUAGCGGAUCGCGUCUCACAGUACUAUCCAAAUCGCUGAUGGGUUUGUCCACCUCGGCUGCUACGACGGUGAAUAAGGUCGUCAGCGGUGUGGUAACGACGCCGAGCGGGCGACCCGUUAUGAGAGUGCCUCCUCUGAAUGUUACCGCCUCGCCAUCACCAUCGAGCGGAAAUAGCCAACAGCAAUCCAGUCAACAACAAUCGCCAUCGAUACGCAGCAUCGUCACCAGACAGGCUCAGAAGGAAGCCAGUAAAGCGCAGAGUAAAUCCGAACAACCCAAAUCCGAAUUUCACUUGCCGCAGUUGGAGGAGGAAAAACGGCAGAGAAGACAAGCCAAACUGCAUCUCACGGCAGAUAUCAAUGAGCGGAGAUGCGCGGCGUGUCCGCUUUAUGGCGAAGAUGUUUUUAUGGCCUUGAGAAUUGGCAAGCCUACGACGGCUUGUCGCUGGCAUAACGGUUGGGUGCAUUGUGCGACUGCCAAGGAGAAUAUUCGUACUCGCAAGCAGUUCUUUUCACACACGGAGGCGCUCGCUGAAGCUAUCAAAAGCACAGAGCAGAUUGUUGAAGAGUUAAAGGAAGUUUUCGAAAGAUUUGUGGUCCACGUACCCGCCGUACGCGCGCCAAUGCCUCGAUUCCACGUAUCUCAUCCACCGCCUCACAAAUUGUGGGGUGAACGUCAUCUGCAGACCGAAUUGCAAAGACAACUGUCACCAAAAGUGACAGUGUUUCAUCCGAUUUCGAGUCUCAUGCUCACACAAUUCCCCGAUCCUAGACUCAUCCAAUAUGAUUGUGGCAAGCUACAAUCAUUGGAUCGUCUGUUGAGGAAGUUGAAGUCCGAAAAUCAUCGAGUUCUAAUAUUCACGCAAAUGACUAGAAUGUUGGAUGUGCUGGAAGCUUUUCUAAAUUUCCACGGACACAUAUAUCUACGACUGGAUGGCACUACUAGAGUGGAUCAACGUCAGAUUCUGAUGGAGAGAUUCAACGGUGAUAAGCGAAUCUUUUGCUUUAUUCUGUCAACGAGAUCUGGAGGUGUCGGAGUGAAUCUUACGGGGGCGGACACGGUAAUAUUUUAUGACAGCGACUGGAAUCCCACGAUGGACGCCCAGGCGCAGGAUAGAUGUCACAGGAUCGGACAAACGCGGGAUGUACAUAUUUACAGAUUAGUCAGUGAGAAAACUGUAGAAGAGAAUAUACUAAAGAAGGCAAAUCAGAAAAGAUUGUUAGGCGAUCUCGCAAUUGAAGGCGGAAACUUCACUACGGCAUACUUCAAAAGCUCCACCAUUCAAGAUUUGUUCAAUAUCGAUCAAACGGAGAAUGAUGCAUCGAUGCGAAUGGCCGAGGUGCUGGAGCAGAAUCGAGAACGAGAAAAAGCUUGGAGCAAAGAAUCGACAGCAGCAGCAGGACCCUUUCAGAGCGGCACUUCGAAUCAACAUACGGAAGAAAAAGCGGCGAUUGGUGCUCUGGAAAAUGCUCUUGCUGCUGCUGAAGAGGAUCUCGAUGUUCAAGCUGCGAGAACCGCAAAAGCAGAAGCUGUUGCCGAUCUUGCCGAGUUUGACGAGAACAUUCCGCUGGAGGAUGCAGACAAAGAUGAAACGCAGGUCAGCAAGGCGGAGCAGGAAGUUCAGAAUCUAGUUGCUCAGCUUACUCCGAUCGAGAGAUAUGCCAUGAAAUUCGUCGAGGAAUCAGAGGGUGCAUUCUCAGCGGCACAACUAGCCGCGGCGGAACGGGAACUCGAGGAACAGAAGAAGGAAUGGGAAUUGGACCGUCUGCGAGCGCUGCGAGAGGAGGAAGAGCGACGGAUGCGGUUAGCCGACGACGACGAGAAGCCGCUCACGUUUGGUCGCGAGGAUGCGCAGAAUCAGGUUAAUAGCACUGUCGCGAAAAGCGGUUCUAAGCGAUUAGUCAGUAAGAGGCUAGCGGUACCGAGUAGAAGGAGUUCGCGUAGACGUGGCGGUAAUAGGGUAGGACGUCCGCGUAUUGAAUCUCCAUCGGAAAGCGAAAACGAGACUACGAGUACCGAAUCAGAUUCAGAGUCUCAGGAAGAGGAUAUAGUCGAGGACAGUCUUGACGAGGAAUCGAGUCAUACAGAGAGUCAGAGUCAGGGGGACGAGGAAGAGGAGGGAGAGGGAGGUGGGGAAAAGGGAGAGGGAGACGAUGAUGAGGAAGAGGAAGCCGGCGAGGAAAGCGAAGACGGGAGAGCGAACGAUCGCGAUUAUUCCGAGCGAGGGGGAGGUUUCUCAAGACGAAAGGGUCGUUUAGCGGGAUCCGGCUCCUGUAGUCGAAAUCAUUUCGAUCUGAAUAGUCCUCGCACUAGGUCUCGCGGAAAUGUACAAAUCAACUUAUGGACUCUAGACGUGAGUCCCAUUCUGCCUGGUGUAAAGCCAAAUCGUCGGCAGCGUAAGAAAUUUCAUCGCGCUAAAUCUGAGGAAACUGUGUUCUCAUCGUCGGAUACGUAUUCUAAGAGAAGCGUACGUAUUAAUAUGAGCGCUAAAGUUCAGUCUACUAAUUCUCAUCAGAACGCAAAGACCUCCGAAAUUGCGGAAAUUGAACAAGAUUCAACGAGAAAUGAUGUAGAUUCGAUCAACUUGAAUAGUGUUCAGCAACGAGUUGCUAAUCCCAACGUGGAGCGACCCACUGAUGAUCACGCAGAUUCGUCAGUUGCUAAAGCGCAAUCGGAACAAACAAGAGCGUCGGAAUCGAAUUUGGAUAAUACAGAAGGAAGUGUUAGAGAAAAAAAUGACGAGAAAAUUGUAAACGGCACUAAUUUAAUCACUGUCUGCUCUGUUCAUGUAACACGGUGCUCGCAAAAAAUGUUGUCCGCGACGUAUAGAAAAUUCGAGUCCGAAGUGAAUCGCAAUGAAGAUGCCGAGAAUCUUGACGUAAAUGUCAGCGCGAGAAAUUCUCGAUCAUCUCCAAGCGCGAUCCAACCGGAUGCGUCUCUGAAGCGUUCAAAAGAGCCGACAGGCAAAUCCAAAUCCGAAUUUGGCGUGUCAACCAAUUCUUUGUGCAACAAUGCACGGGGAAAAUUGUCUGCCGCGACAUCGAGAGAGUCGGGAAGCGUCGAAUCAUCCUCGAGCCGUUCGGUUCCGCUCUUACGAUCGAAAACGUUACGAAACGCAAGUCCCGACGCGGUUGAUAAAAUUUCCAAACCGCUUGCGAUAUCUCGCGUUUCAAUCGCGCAACGAAAUUCUAAAACGAAUGCCGACGAUACUCGUAGUAACAUGGUCGAGAAUGAAAAUAAAGAUUACGUAUGUGAUAAUGAUAACGACAAUGCCGAAUCGAUAGUGUCCUCUACGCGAAAGUAUACUAGUCAGAGAUACAAUUCGAAGAGCGAUACACGCGAAAAUUUAAACUUAAACGUUGCAUCGUUGCAAGCAUCAGAAAAGGGAACGGAUGAUUCGGUAUCGAACGUGUCUGAUUCUCUAAUCGCGCCUUCGGUAAAGAGCGAAAGCAAUUCAAACGAGUCCAAAUAUAACAUACGAAGAUUAGAAGUCGCACUUGCGCGAAGCGUGACAACUCGUAGUUCAAAAAUUCCUUCGGUUAUCAACAAUCACUCCGACGAAAGUAAUUGCCGAUUGAUAGAUGACAAAGUCGAAUCGUUACCAGAAACUAAGAGCAGAACGCGCAGAACUGAUUUAACGGGCUCGCAACACUCAAACGCUGAACAGAGCAGAAUUACGCGAUCGAUAGUUCCUCCGUUGACGUCUCCACCUUUAACUGGCGGUGACGAGAUGACAAAUUCGAAAUUGACGUCGAGACGACGACCGGACACUCCCCUUCCACGGCCGGUCACGAGAUCCGCGGUAAUUAUGAACACUUCUGCAAGAGUUUCGCCUAGUCGAAGUGAGAAAUACGCGACGCGGAAUUCGAAGCAGUGUCAGGACAAUGGCCUGGUGAGCCCGGCGAGUCCGGUGUUAUUCGGACGUAGCAAAUCGAUACCGCCAAUGAAACCGGACCCCAAGGAGACGUCGGUGACGGCGGUAAAACGCCGUCCAGAUACUCCACGACCUAACAUACCGCCCAAUUACAACGAACAAGUUUCUAGAGUGACACGCUCGGGAUUGACUUUAAAUUCCUCGGCCUCCUCGGCAAAAUCAGCGUCGUCACCAUUGUUAUCUCCCCCUACUUCCACGCUUAAAACGAGCAUCAAACAGCCGCGAAUUUCACCGACAAGCAGCGAGAAUGAAACUCCUACAAGUUUGGUAUCAUCAUCUUAUGAGAAGCCUCAGAGAACCGCCAAGGUUGUGGCUAUUCUUAGUCUGGACACGAGAAAUCAUCAUAAUAGCAACAAGACUUUCUCAACUCAGCCCAAGUCUAUCGCCAAUUGUGAGACAAAGGGCCAGGACAAGGAACUUCUGCCGCGACUGUCGCCGAAGGAUCAGGAGGCUGAUCGCGAAGAAUGCGACUCGUCCGAUACCAAAUCUAGGAGGCUGCGCAGGGAAAUGAAACGCAUUAAAAAUGCUGUAUCGUGCUCGAUGGAAGACGAGAGGGCUAAUUCUGACGACAGUAGCGACAGGGAGCCGUUACAGAAGAGGUCCUUUCGUUCGCAUCUCUCUCUCUCGUCCUCUUCCUCUUCUACGGUCGUGACGACGCGCUCUGACAAACUGAGGAACGCCACGAUAUCUUGAGUCUCGCUAAAGUAUCAUCGCGGUGUAGUAGUAGUCGUCGAAGGCCUGUGUUUCUUCGUCGGGAAUACUAUCGCUAUUCGACUACUCGAUCAUGUAGUCGAUUGCUACUACUGUCUACUAUUCAGUCCGCUUAUUGCGCGUGCGAUGCCGAUUUCGCACUCAAUAUUUGUCGCAUGAUAUUUUCUCCUUUUAAUGUUUCUGUUAUUUAUAUUUUUCUCUCUAUUGUAUAUGAUAUAUGUGAGGAAUUGGCAGCAUCUUUUGCGAUAUAUAUAACUUUGAGAUUCCAGGUAAAAUUAAAAGUGCAUUUCUUCUGUAAAUUUGGAUGGAUAUGUUUUAUUAUUUAUUUUUC